GGACCAGGGAUGGAGCUCACGUCCCCUGCAUUGGCAGGCCUAAAGACAGCAGUUGCCAAGGCCACUGGCCCCAAGCAGAACUCAGGUGAGGCCUGUAACCCCGGACCCAAGACGCGAGCCCGCUGGGGGCUCCUACUGACCGUUGGGCACUCUUCACAUCCUUCAUCUCCUCCGUCAGCUGUGACCUGGCAUGUGAAAGGACGAGAGGGGACUCUGCCGGGUGGGUGCUGGGCCAGUCUCCCCACCGCCACUGCCCCAGCUGCCAGCACAACAGAAAAUGCUGCAUGGAACACUUUGGAACACAAGUGCUUUCUCCUGCAUGAGCUUGGCUCUCCAGGCCCUGGCACUGAAAUCCACCUUCUGUCUCCAUGCAUUUGCCUACUCUGGACAUUUCAUAUAAAUGGAAUCACACAGCAUGUGACCUUUUGUGACUGGCUUCUCUCACUAGCAUCGUGUUUUCAAGAUUCACCCACGUCGUGGCCUGUGUCAGCAGUUCAUUCCUGUUUAUGGCCAAAUGAUACUUCAUUGAAUAAAUAUACCACCAUUUGUUUAUCUACCCAACAGCUAAUGGACAUUUGGGUUGUUUCAACUUUUUGGAGCAUGCCUGGUUCUUGGGGUGGGCUGGGGGAGGGCUCAGGCCAGGCUCAGGCGGGGCUUCCUCUCCCUUCACCCAGCUCUGCUUCCAGUGAGUCUCCCCCUCACAGCCUGCAGGGAAGUGCCAGGAACCCGCCCCUCGCGGCUCCGUCUCCCUGGAGUGUGGGUGGUGGUCUUCACUUGCUAACUCUCCUGUAACACUUCGGCUCAUAUCCCCAUCCCCACCCUGGUCUCCUCCCUUCCUUCUCCAUCAUUUCCCACCUGCUCUGUGGUGUGGAGAGACCAUCACAGCCCCUCUGAUCUCCUGCUGCCUCAGCCUGCCUUUUUGAAACAUCACUUUCUGCCGCCACAGCUUGCAAAGACUUUUUCAAACAGGAACAUGCUUUCUCCUCUCAUCAGGCUGGCUGGGGAUGUAGUCUGUGCGGCCACUCUGGGAAGCACCUGGCAGCUCCUGAGCCACACGUGUGUGUAAGUCUGGAGCCACCAUCCCAUGCUGGGGGUUUCCCAGGAAUCUCCCACCUGGAUUUGUAGGAAGCUGCAUGGAGGUUUCUCAUGGUGUUAUUUAUGGCCCUGACGACUAGGAUUAAAUUAGUGGUCCAGGGACUUACCUGGUGGUCCGGGGUUAAGACACUGCACUUGCAUUGCAAGG
This is a messenger RNA of Cervus elaphus (red deer), 1243 nucleotides long. RefSeq lists its product as uncharacterized. Bases 10 to 792 code for a protein of 260 amino acids. The record is from RefSeq and is a predicted model, not a curated record. NCBI's taxonomy places the organism in Eukaryota, Metazoa, Chordata, Mammalia, Artiodactyla, Cervidae. The transcript is spliced from 5 exons.